GUAGAGAGUGGCUACACGUGCUACCUGCAGUGACAGCCCCAUACAUUACAAAGUCCCCAGUCCUAUAUAAGCUUACACCUGUUCUUAUAAACACUUGUGCCUCAUCCUUGAACAUUACCAGGCAGCGCUUGCGACACAGUAUCCAGAAUGUUUGUGGCUACAUCCCUGUUGCUGGCAAUCGCCACUUUGGUGGUUAAGGCCUCACCUCACAACUACCUGAUAAUGGACAUCGAACCGCCAAAGAGUGUGUCCGAGAGAGACAUUUUAAACUUGCUGAGUCCACUUCAAGUCAAGCACUCGUUCAGGGUUACAGGAUCCACAAGACUGUUGAUUGUGAUCAGACUCGAUGCCCAGAGCUAUGAGAAGUUGGACGAGAUAACAGUGCCCGGAAAGGUUGAAGUCAUUCCUGCUGUCAACAUGGCCGACACCAUGGAAAGAUGCGGUGUGAGCUGGCCACGGGUGGAACUGACCGACGACAAUGUCACCCUCUUUGAAAGUGAAUCAACUCUAACCGAUGUCACCAAAGAACAACUCAAAGCAAUGCUGAUAGGAUACGGAGAGCACAUGAGUGGUCUGCUACAGGCACACCGAUUCGAGUAUUACCAAGCUGCCGGUGCAACACCACACAGGCAUUUCGUCUUCGUGAAUUCCGUCCCGGAUGAAAUUGAAGUCUUUGGCCGCGAAGGUGUGGACAUCUGGGGAGGACCCGGGGAAUUCGUUGUCAAACCCCAGUAUGUCACCAGAAUCUGAACGAAGCCUCUUCCGCCAAACAAAAUACAGGAUUGCUGACCCAGCUGUUGUCAAAAGAGGGCUAAAAGGACAAACAAGAAGUACUGCCAUCGUUGACAAUCAGACGAAUGUAAUUGUUUGUUUAUUUUUUUGAUUUCGUGAACAAACAAGGCGAUCGCUAUUUUAUUCUUGAGUCUACUUCAUUCUGCUACGUGAGAUGCCACGGAUGAGUCAGUAAACCUCACAUAAAUAAAGCACCAUCUCUGGACACUAA
Messenger RNA from Pomacea canaliculata, 1003 nucleotides. RefSeq lists its product as uncharacterized. The record is from RefSeq and is a predicted model, not a curated record. Lineage: Eukaryota; Metazoa; Mollusca; Gastropoda; Architaenioglossa; Ampullariidae.